AUAUUAUAUUAUCAUAUCAUCAACACUUAGCAACCACACUCCUCAAAUUCACAAAAUUCUUUCCACCCCAUUUUUAUCUAAGUAACAUAGUUACCAUAAUUUAGUUCCAAAAUUCCAAAGAUUGAAAAAUGGCUUCAAUAAUCAUGUCAUUUGUUCCAUCCACCACUAGAGUCUUUGCAACAAAGGGUACUUCAAGUGGUGGUGGGGGUGGUAGUAGUAUCAAAGAAGAGAAGGGUAUUUUUGAUUGGAUUAUUGGAGGGUUACAAAAAGAAGAUCAGCUUCUAGAAACUGAUCCUAUUCUCAAGAAGGUGGAAGAGAAGAGUGGUGGAACUACUAGCAAUGGUCGCAAAAACACUGUGGCUGUGCCACAAAAGAAAAAGGGUGGUGGAUUUGGAGGCUUGUUUGCAAAGAAUUGAAGCAAAAAAUUUAUUUGCUUUACUUUACUUUUUUUUUUUUUUCUUAUUUCAAAUGCAUGCAUUGUUGUAUUUUCUUCCACUUUAGUUUUCAACAUCUUGAGCUUAUGGAUAUAUUGUAUGUUAUUAAUUAUGCUGGAUGUUGGUAAUAUAUUGUAUUUAUAUUUUACAGAAGAACAAAAUCUAUAUUCAUUUUGGAUCAGUUACUACCAA
Molecule: messenger RNA, 626 nt
Organism: Cicer arietinum (chickpea)
Lineage: Eukaryota; Viridiplantae; Streptophyta; Magnoliopsida; Fabales; Fabaceae
Cellular component (GO): chloroplast
Source: RefSeq, a predicted model, not a curated record